UUCUUAUACCAUAACAUUUCUGGCUUCAAAUCUCUGCUUCCUUAUUUCUUGUAUUUGACACUAAAAUAACGUCAAUGCUGUACAGGGCGAGGGUGGUUGCUAGGCAACGUUACUUAGUUGUUAUUUUGCUCGGAGGUGGAAGUUUGUGGAUGCAGUGAGACUUUGCAAAGGCAAACCAGGACACAUAAAAAUAAUUUGUAUCUACAGCAAAACAUGACAGCGGUCUUUCCACCGGGCGAGGAAACGGAGGAGUCUAAAACGAGUCCCGUGUUCAUACUGAGUAACUCGGACUCCGACCCCAGCACAGACGCCGGGGUGUCGGACACGGAGGACGAGGCAGAGUCAGACAGCGACCAGAGAGACGCCACACCCCCGGUGUUAAAUUCCCCCCAGACCGCCGCCGUUAAAGGCCCCCAUGGCGACGGGGACCCGGAGGAGCCGCACCGAACCACAGAUACACCGAAAACCCAGGGGAACCUGCACAUUCACUCAGAGCUGGAGUGUGGGUGUGAGGUGAUGGCCUGUCAGUUCAGCCAGGAUGGCUCUCUGCUGGCUGUGGGUCUGAGCGAUGGCACCAUCAAGAUAUUCCGUCCAGACAGUGGUGACCUGGUGCAGACCCUGAAGGACAGCACCAGUAUCCUGUCCUCCCUGCCCGUCACGGCUCUCAGAUUCACCCUCAGCCCCCAGGCUCACUGCCUCCUGCUGGCCACCUACGCGAGCGGCAGGGUGAGGUGCUGGUACGUGUGGGGAGGAGACUGCAUGUGGGGGCUGAGAGAGGGGGGUCUGAGCGGAGGGGGGGAGGGCAAGGCGCCCAGGCAGACCCUCUCUCUCUGCGUCUCCCCCUCAGGAGAGACGGCAGCGACCGGGGGCUCCGACUCCUCCAUCCUGCUGUACGACCUGGCCACUCACCAGAGAGUGCUGACCUGCAGGGCCAGCUCCACCAGGACUCUGAUGGACGGACACAGGUUCAGGGUGUUUGCGGUGACCUUUCACCCUGAAAGAGAGAGAGAGUUCAUCUCUGGGGGUUGGGAUAACACUAUACAGUUUUGGGACACCAGGCAGCAGAAUGCCGUAAGGAUGCUGCUGGGUCCUCACGUGUGCGGCGACGCCCUUCAGAUCGACCCCGCAGCCAAUCACAUCCUGUCUGGCUCCUGGAGGAGGGGCAGCGCCCUGGAGGUGUGGGACUACAGCUCAGGGAGGAAACUGGGGGGUGUCCCAGCUGACCCCCAGGGGGACAGCAAGAUCUACUCCUGCCAUUGGCUGGGCCAGGAUCACAUGGUGGCGGCAGGCAGCCAGCUUCACAUGCUGAGGGUCAUCAACAGACACACUAUGGUGACUGAGUCCAGGCUGCAGGGUCUGUCCUCUGCUGUGUUCAGCUCCUCGGUGUGUGUGUCUGGGCGCUGCGCGGGGCUGGUGGCAGCAUCGUCAGGGACCAGGGUGUUUCUGCUGGAGAGAGGAGCUCAGCGGCCCAGGAAGGAGCACCGCAGCCCAGCCACGGGGGACGAGGCUUGACAGGGAAGAUCCACACACGCAAAGUUUUUGGUUCAGCUGCUGUUCUCCUGCUGCUUUUUGACAAGUGAGUCAUUUUGUAAUGUGUAAAAGUGAAAAAUAAAGGAUUAGGUUUAGCCAAUAACUCACUAAGUUACAUUGAGUUUUACCAGUGCAUUAAGCCAAACUGAC
Osmerus eperlanus (European smelt) is the source of this 1680-nucleotide messenger RNA. RefSeq names its product F-box/WD repeat-containing protein sel-10-like. Gene Ontology annotation, molecular function: protein binding. NCBI's taxonomy places the organism in Eukaryota, Metazoa, Chordata, Actinopteri, Osmeriformes, Osmeridae. The transcript has 11 exons. Bases 214 to 1512 code for a protein of 432 amino acids. The record is from RefSeq and is a predicted model, not a curated record.